This is a messenger RNA of Carassius auratus (goldfish), 2340 nucleotides long. RefSeq lists its product as uncharacterized. Gene Ontology annotation, molecular function: protein binding. The coding region runs from base 6 to 1781 and encodes 591 amino acids. Lineage: Eukaryota; Metazoa; Chordata; Actinopteri; Cypriniformes; Cyprinidae. The transcript is spliced from 14 exons. The record is from RefSeq and is a predicted model, not a curated record.
UGGUGAUGUGUUGUUUUACUCAUUUAGAUGACCUGAGCAAGGAAGACUGCAGCCAUGAGUUCCUAAAGGAAGAGUUGAGGCUACUACCACUGAGCAGUAAGAUGAGCAUGUUAACACACCAAAAGAAACCUGCCACUAGGUCCUGUAGUUUGGGCGAUAGGGUGCCAAGAAGUCAUACCUUUCACUCCACAUGUCAAGAAAGAGAUGAAAUCCUUGAAGAUGAGGAAUCCCCACGCCAAAGGAGAAUAACUGUUGCAUCGUACAUUCCUCACUCCAAAGACCACAAUGAAAAGAGUGUAGUGAAGUGGGAUUCUAAUGGGUACAGAGCCAAAUCUUUAGCAGAGCUGAACACUGAGGAGGUUUGCCAGUGGUUUAGUAAUAUUGGUCUACAGAAAUGCCUGCCCUUCAUUAGAGAGGCAGAGUUCAGUGGAUCUCACAUCGCUUCUAUUGAUCUCAACACCCUCGAAAUCCUUCAAGUGUCCAAUCUGGAGGAGAGAGAGAGGCUGCUGUCUGCCAUUUACCAUGAGUUACACCCGCCAAACUCCACCACCCAAAGACUCGACUCCCUUCUUGAAAGAUUUGGUCCACACAAUGUUGAGAAAUUCACAGCAGCUUUGGUUUCUAUGACCAAGUCGAAAUCUUCUCCUCAAGUUAGCAGCAUCAAUAUGAACCAAUGUUCAUUCAAAUUCAGACAGAAAGAACAAAAUGCAAGAUUUCAGAAGAACUCGCAUCUCAUUGAAAUCACAGUCAAUGUGUCAGAUCGAACAGUACAUUUAAGGACACCCAAAGAGACAAGUGUGGGGAAAGUGGUGGAGUCCUGUCUGAGGAUGCUGGGAAUUAAUGAAGACAAAGAUCAUUUCAACCUGAAAAGCAGCGAAGAUGAGUUCCUCCCUGAGCAGCAGAUUGGAGACUUGCCUGGCUCAGAGAUGAGACUAAUGGAGCUUCACUUAUAUAGGAAGGAAUCACAGAAAGCAGGACGUUGUUCAUCAGAUAACAACAUAAUUUGUACCACUGACAAUAUUCAGAGCAAAAACCUGCUAAACAACACUGGGAAGAUUCAAGAGCUAAAUCAACAGGUGGCCUCCCUUCAAAACGUCAUCAUACAGGUUCAGGAGCUUUACCAUGGUCUGGUAGCCUUCUGUUCAGAGCUGAAAAAGAUGGAGGGGGAGAUGGAUGCAGUGCGAACAGACAGCUUUGAAGUGAAGAGGCUUCUCAGUGAGGCCCAGGACAGUCUGCAGAAGAAAAGACAGAGCCUUCAAACACUCAGGGACAAUCUUAACACUGCACCAGUGCAGAAGAAUAAGCCAUCAGAGGUCCGACUUUUGGAGAAGAUGAGGCUAAACUGCCAGGUGUUUAAAGACGAGAUCACACUAGUCCACCUCAAUCGACAGGUGGCUCACCUGCGUGAAGUUCUGGAGAAGACACAGGCCAAGGAGAAAGCUGAGAGGAAGAGCCCUACUCUGACUCAGCUGGUCUCUUUGCAGUCUCCUGUCAUGCUUGUGGCCACCCAAGUGAAAGCAGACCCAGACGGUCAUUAUGGAUUCUCUGUGGACUGGGUAGAGGGCCAGGGGCUGAUGGUGGUACAUAGUGAGGGUGCUAAUCUCUGCCUGAAUGACAGGCUGGUGGAGGUUAACGGAGUGAACGUCUUGGGGAGCAGUGAGGACGAGUUGGAGCUGAUGCUUAAGACACACACUGCCCACAUUGUUGUUCUUCGCCAGCUGGCCCAAGAACUUCCACAGGAAGACCCAUCUGCCUCCACUUCAGACAGAUUUCUGCUCUGAGAGAUCAACAGGACAUACAAAUGCUGCAGAAACAUCAAGCAAUGUAAACCAACUAAACACUGUCACAGUCUUACUGUAGGAACACAUUCAGACACACCUGACUUGGUCAUAUUUUCUGUUUUAUCCCACUUAUUACCUUAAUGACAUUUGUCUUGAGAGGAGGGUUAUAUAUUCACCCUGCAUUACAGUCUCUGGGUCAUUUCAGGGCAGUUUCAUUUUUGGGUGUGUAUGACUUGUUUUCAGGUUGAUACAAAUGUAAUAGCCAUAGUCUCAAUUAAUGAGUGGGUCAGUCAAAAACUGUUUGUAAAAAUGGCAAUUGCAUGUGAAAAGGGCAUUUUAAAUUUUAAAUUGCAUUCAACCAUGAAGGUCAAGUUCGCAAAAUAAAUCAAUGUCAUAACCUUCACUUUGUACACUUUUUGAAAAAAGCUGCUGUGGUGAAAUAGGACGCAAGGACACUUCCUGUAAGACUGACAUUAUUGAAAAUACAGAUAUCAAAGCUAAACUUUUUUUAUGUCAAAGAUUGACUCAAGGAGCAUCACGAAGUAAUGUAGUGAAAGUA